This is a messenger RNA of Caenorhabditis remanei, 1149 nucleotides long. RefSeq lists its product as uncharacterized. Gene Ontology annotation, biological process: embryo development. The record is from RefSeq and is a predicted model, not a curated record. The transcript is spliced from 5 exons. The coding region runs from base 1 to 1149 and encodes 382 amino acids. NCBI's taxonomy places the organism in Eukaryota, Metazoa, Nematoda, Chromadorea, Rhabditida, Rhabditidae. Gene Ontology annotation, molecular function: protein binding.
AUGGAAAAUUUCGAACGUCUUGUUACAAUCCUCAAGAACUUUGCCAUGGCGGCUAACUCUGAUCCUCCGAUUCCAUUGAUUAGGACACGUAUCAGACUACUAGCUCUUCCACAAAAGGCAUUUGAGAAUGUUUUGAGGCAGAUGGAUUUCAUUUUUGUAUUCGACUUGUCGCUAACAUCAAAGAGAAUCAGAGGCUUGAUUAAGGAGAUGAAUUUUCAAUUUGACUGUGUGGAAAUCAAUAAUAUGCACAGAAGAAAAUCAAUAGUUUUUCGAAAUAACUAUAAGGAGCCCGACCUCAUUUUCCGUUUUGAUGAGAAAUGUUGCGAGUGGGGAUGGCAAAUUCAAAUGGGAAAGCAGGCGAUUUUAGUACGUGGACGGAACAACAUGCAACGUGAAUACUACUGCGAAACAAAAUCAUUCGAGUCAGAUCUCAAACCAAUGCUUGACUAUAUUUCCAGUGUAUUUCGUUUCCGGGCAGGUUUUGCUCAAAUUGAGUUGAAUCAAAGAGCCGCAAAACUCAGAGAGCUCAUUGAACACCCGAUUUUUAACAACCGGUUGGUUAUCCAAUUGUCAGGAUAUUUGAGAGAUGGAUACAGAGGAUUGGAGUCAUUAUUGCAUACUUAUCGAAAUUUGGAAGGACUUUUGAUCAACUUCCAGUUCAUCAGGGGGUACUUUGACUUUAAAGACAUUUUUCAUCUGAAACGUAUCUGCUUUCUGGACGCAAUGUGGAUGACACGUGAAGAUCUUCUGAGUCUUGAAUUCCAGCGCUUGAAAUUACUGUGUCAUAAUCUGUGCGGAGAAGACGUAAACUUGUUCAUCAAGCACUGGCAGGCAGGUGGAAACCCUGGAUUACGUCGUCUGGAUCUGUCGACUGCUUAUGGAAGAAAUAUUGAAAUGGUGAAAGUUCUCGAUGGAUUGAAUGUAGUUCUCUGGGAUAAACAGAGAAGAGACGGAGAUUAUGUCAUGGAUAUGAUCCAAAGUCCCUACACAAUAGACGCUCGCCGUGGGUACGAUAUCGAAAGAAGUGACGGUCUCCUUGCUACAAUUCUCCAGACAGACGUCUCAUUCUAUUUUCUGGUUUGGCACAACCCAUUCAAUACUCAAUUUUCUUAUCCGAAUAAGGCUUAUCGGAUUGUUAAUAAUCUGUAA